Messenger RNA from Heterotrigona itama, 1443 nucleotides. The record is from the annotation of a GenBank genome assembly. Lineage: Eukaryota; Metazoa; Arthropoda; Insecta; Hymenoptera; Apidae.
AUGGCUAAGUCUGUAACUACAUAUGAAAAACCUUUACCACACAUAAGUAAGUUUUGUCAUAUUACAAAUGCUAAUAUUUAAUUCUUUUCACAAGAUUUUCAUCUCUACUAAUAUAUUAUAUGUUAUACAUGAUAAGAAUAAAUUAUAAUAUCCGAAUAUUUCUGUAUAAAAUAUAAAACAUUUAUUUUUAUAAUAGGUUUAGCAGAUUGGUAUGCUAAGCAAUGGGAACUUCAACAAAAUGCAUCUGUUAGAAGUGCAGAGGCAUUUGAAUUAAGAAAUGCAGGAAAAAUUAUUUGUUCAGAGACAAUGGUAAAAACAAUAUGGGACACAUAUAUGAAUAAUACUCGUCUUGCAGAUAGAGUAACAGAAUUAUCACGUUGGAGAGAAUUACUUCAAAGUUUGUUAAAUAAAUUAAAUACAGAGAUAAAGUUCUUACAAGAUGAGAAAAUUGACACAGAGAAAGAAUUAGAAACCCUAAAUUAUCCAUUACAAUUAAUAGCAGAAUGUAUUUCCAUGAGAGAUUGUCGUAGAGGAACAGAACUUACAUAUGAUGAAGCUGAUACAGAAUUGAAAAAAGAACUUUGUAUCAUUGAAAAUGUUAAAAAAUCAUUAACUGAUAGAGUGCAAGCUGCAUGGGAAAAGUUAAAUCGUUUAGAAGAAGUUAGAUUUCAAAUGCAAUUAGAAAUAGAAGAUAAAGAUGAAACUAUUAAAAUAGAGAAAGAAAAUCUUGAUUUAGAUCAAACAUGUGCAAAUAUUAGCUAUAAACCAAAUGCACUAAGAACUCCAAAAGGUUCUAUAUCAUACGAAGCUUGGUUGGAACAUUGCCGUUAUAUUAAAAUGUUAGGUGAUAAUGAAUUAAGUGAUGUAUAUAAUUUCCGCGAAGCUAUGAACGUAAUGCGUGAACGUGCUAGAAAUGAUAUUAAGGCUCAACAAGACGUAACAGAUUUCAGUUUACGAAAAAGAAUUUAUCAGACACAAAAAGCCAGGAAUGAAUUAGAAUGGCAAAAGCUUAAAGUAAUCCAAAAAGAAAUGGAAAUUUUACAAAAAGAAAUAGUACGACUUGAAAAUGCAUUAAUGGAUAAAAUUGAUUCGAUAAAAUGCGCAGAGACACGAUUAGAAAAUCGUACUUACCGUCCUGGUUUUGAACUUUGUCGCGACGAAGCUGAAUUAGGUUUGAAAGACGAAGUCUUACACUUGCGACAAACUGAAAAAGAUUUAACAAGAAUGUUGGAAAAUUCAAAAGGUGCAUAUAACAAUUUGGAAAGCUUACUUUUGCAAGUUGACGGAAAUAUAGAUGAUAAACAACAUUCUUUAGCGACAGAUGUUAUGUGUUUAGAUAUGAGAGCAACAUUAAAAACAGGAGAUAGAACACGAUUGCCGAAUGAAACAGACCGUAAUAUUGUUCUUACACGUAUGGAAAAAGAGAUACCACUUGAAUCAUAA